Asterias rubens (European starfish) is the source of this 1430-nucleotide messenger RNA. Its product is annotated as partitioning defective 6 homolog beta-like. Gene Ontology annotation, cellular component: apical plasma membrane; cell cortex; nucleus. The transcript has 3 exons. Bases 142 to 1215 code for a protein of 357 amino acids. Gene Ontology annotation, biological process: centrosome cycle; establishment or maintenance of cell polarity; regulation of cellular localization. Lineage: Eukaryota; Metazoa; Echinodermata; Asteroidea; Forcipulatida; Asteriidae. Gene Ontology annotation, molecular function: protein kinase C binding. The record is from RefSeq and is a predicted model, not a curated record.
UGUACACAGACAGUACGUCGUGUAUAUUUCUUGUUUCGAUAAUGUUGGAUUGGUACUCGAGGAAGGAAGGAAGUUAUACUGUUUUAACUCCAAAAACAUACGUUUCCUCCGUCUCAAUGUAAGGAGUAAUUGGCUGCCAAUAUGGCACACAACACUUCAGAAAUGAGCAACGGAAACAGUAGCGUUGUUAAUGGUUUGACUGAGGUGAAAAGUAAGUUUGAUGCUGAAUUCCGUCGUUUCACAGUCACUGGUACUAUUCAAGCAACAUUUGAAGACUUUUACUCCUUUCUUGAGAAGAUUCAUAAGAUAUCGAAGAUACCUUUCCUCAUCGGCUACACAGAUCCUCAAGGUGAACUGUUACCAAUCAACAAUGACGAUAACUACCACAAAGCACUCUCUAUGGCAAGGCCAUUAUUACGGAUUGUCAUCCAGAGAAAAGAUGAAGUCACUCAGAUGCAACCAUUCAACAUGUAUGGAAGCUCAAAGAAGAAGAGUAAGUUCAACCUGGGUGGUGUCUCUGCCCCUAAGCAGCUAGCUCUACCCAUUGGCAUGCCACAAGAUUUCCGUCGUGUCUCAGCCAUCAUUGAUGUGGAUAUUGUACCAGAGACGCAUCGUAGAGUCAAACUCCACAAACAUGGUUCUGAGAAACCAUUAGGUUUCUACAUCCGAGAUGGAACCAGCGUCAGAGUAACUCCUCAUGGAUUGGAGAAAGUUCCUGGUAUUUUCAUCUCGCGUCUUGUACCAGGUGGACUUGCAGAGAGUACAGGACUCUUAGCUGUUAAUGAUGAAGUACUUGAAGUCAAUGGUAUUGAAGUCAGUGGUAAGACGCUUGACCAAGUAACUGAUAUGAUGGUAGCUAAUAGCUCUAACCUCAUCAUUACAGUCAAACCAGCAAACCAGAGAAACACUUUAUCAGGUGGUAAGCCUGUCUCAUUCAUGCCAAGGAUGUCAACAGUCUCUACAGCAUCAGUCCCAUCUUUGACUGAGACUGAAGAUGAUAGUGAUGAAGAUGAAGUCAAAGACUUAACAGAGACGAUAAAUAAUCUGAAUUCUGAACAAGGAGGAGGAGAUGAAAGAAACAUUCAAACAGCAGAAGAAAGGGAAUCAUCCCCUCAUGAAGAGCAGUCUACUAAAGAACACAUCAUUCAAGAAAACGGAGGAGUGUCUCCAAUGGAAGAAGAUGUUGAAGAUGAUGAUAAUGUAUGUACUCUGUAAGAAAUCGAAUCAUCGGAGUCUGCAAUCUCCUUAAGCUUCUCGGAAUGGCUACUCAUUGUAGAGCUACUGUGCAUAGCUCAGUAAUCCAUGUUUUGUGUGAGAUACUGUAAAACAGCCUGCUUCGAAAUACUAAUUAUACACAAAGGCCAUGGUACCAGGGUCCAAUUUCAAAAACUGUUUAGCAGAAAAUACUGCUAGUGCGAGACAAAUUUCUU